CCAAUAUCAUGUUACAAAAACCAGACAUUGGGCCAUAGCAUGCCACAAUCCAUCAGACUCGAGCUUUGAGCCAUGACGUACUAUAAUGACCGUCUUGACAAGCCUUUUAGAACGCUAUUCGUAGGAUAUAAAAAAUUAAAACUUGAGGACUGAAAUGGAAUAUGAUGUAAAUAGAAGGGGGUAAAAUGCAAUUACAAAAGACAGAUCCUACUGUCAUGAACUGGUAUUCAAAUUAUCCGCCGUUGGAUUAGGUUAUCCGAUACGAGUAUGACUAGGAAAGCAGAUUCUAGAAAAAGUGAAACUAAUCCAAUAAAGAAAAUGAGGACCCCACAAAUUUCAUCGAUCUCAAUUUCCAACCCACUUUUUUCUCUUACACGUAAUAAAGAAGGCGUAUCCCCAUUGCUCGCUUUUUAAAAAUCAAUCCAAAAACCCCUCUUCAAUACUGCAUCUCAAAAAACCCAUUUUUCUACAAUCAAAUUGGAUUCAAGAACUGCUGGAGAUCAAGUAUGGCCAAGAUCAUGAGUAAUCAUUAUAAGUUUUCUGCCUGUAAUCAUGGUUUUGCUCGCAAUAAAUCGGAUAACUUGUCCCCUGUUAUGAUAAAGAUGCCGGCGGCUUCUUCAAAUCUGAGAAAAUCGUCGACUGUGUCAUCCGCCGCUGGCGAUUUCUUUGGCCGGCGGGUGGAUUUAGGAGGUAAACGAAGAAGGGUUCGUACCCAAGUUGCUGCUGCUUCUAAUGCUAUGAUGAGUAUUAGCAUUGGGAAAUCUUUAAAAUGGUGGGAGAAAGGACUUCAACCAAACAUGAAGGAGAUAACUGGUGCAGAAGAUCUUGUGGAAUCCCUCUUGAGAGCUGGUGAUAAACUGGUGGUUGUUGAUUUCUUUUCACCUGGUUGUGGAGGCUGCAAGGCUCUUCACCCCAAGAUAUGUCAGUUAGCUGAGAUGAAUCCAGAUGUCCAGUUUCUGCAAGUGAACUAUGAAGAUCACAAAUCCAUGUGUUAUAGUCUCAACGUUCAUGUUCUUCCGUUCUUUCGUUUCUAUCGGGGGGCUGAUGGUCGUGUUUGUAGCUUUAGCUGUACAAAUGCUACGAUCAAGAAAUUUAAAGAUGCAUUAGCGAAAUACAAGCCUAGUGGAUGCAGUUUAGGUCCUACAAAAGGGCUGGAUGAGAAAGAUCUCGUGGAGCUGGGGGCCAACCGGGACCUUUCUUUUACUUACACUCCAAAAUCAGACCACCCACAAACGGAGAUCGUACGGCCGCCAUCUCCGCCAGCGCCAUCGCCAUUGCCAUCGCCAUCGCCAGUAGCUGGUGGUUUAUCAGAACUCCCUCUCCCUCGUCCCCUAAAGUCCACAUCAGAAACGAAAGAGGAUAGUAAAGAUAAAACCUUGGUAUCUUCUGGGAGAUGAGAUGUGUUUCGAACAUCCAGAACAGUCAUGUUCACACUGUUUUUGUGUAAGUAUACCACUCUGGAACCAACUCUACUGAGCCCUGUGGGGCCAAACGUUAGCGCCUGUACAGGGUACCUUUGUACUAUGUUGUGUAUGUUUUUGUUGUGUAAAUAGUACAAAAGUUGAGCCCGAAUCGAGUCUGCUAAUCAGACGGACGAAUGUGUGCCCGUUUUCUUGCAUCUUAGAAGCCUUAAUUUGUGUCUAAAUGUGUAUAUGAAAGAAGGUGAGCUUGAUUCACUUGUAAACAAGGUUUCAAUGGAAGUUAUGAGUUGAAAUCUUUGGCAUUUA
This is a messenger RNA of Cynara cardunculus var. scolymus (artichoke), 1727 nucleotides long. Its product is annotated as thioredoxin-like 1-1, chloroplastic. Bases 507 to 1397 code for a protein of 296 amino acids. The record is from RefSeq and is a predicted model, not a curated record. Gene Ontology annotation, biological process: cell redox homeostasis. NCBI's taxonomy places the organism in Eukaryota, Viridiplantae, Streptophyta, Magnoliopsida, Asterales, Asteraceae. The transcript is spliced from 4 exons.